Ceutorhynchus assimilis (cabbage seed weevil) is the source of this 814-nucleotide messenger RNA. The record is from the annotation of a GenBank genome assembly. Lineage: Eukaryota; Metazoa; Arthropoda; Insecta; Coleoptera; Curculionidae.
GAAGUAGAAUGCAUUUAUCAAAAACUAUAAAUAAGCUAACGCCUUGGAAGUCACAAUAAGUACUUGAAAAGAUGCAGAAAGUGUUAUUUGUUGUGAUAACAACCCUUGCAGUUUGCUUCUGUUGGGAAGUAGAAAGUGAAAAGACAACUCGUCCUCCGAUAAUAUGCCUUAUAGCUUGUCCAGAAAAGUGUCUACCCAUAACUUGUCCUGAAGGAACCAAACUCGGAUACUAUUCUGCCAUUUGCCAAUGUUGUCCGACUUGUGUAAUUCCUGAAGGAGGAGAUUGUCCUUGGAUGGGCGAAGAACCAGAUUCUGGAAAUGUUGAAUGUGAAGUUUACACAGAAUGUUGCGAGGGAGUUUGCUCUAGGGGGGAUUGUGUGACUGAGUCUACUUCAGAGUCUACUGAGGCUACUGAGUCUUCAACCACAGUUACAAACUUCAAAUUCACAUGGUAUUUGCAUAAACUUGACAUGAGGCUGAUUCAAAUUUAAAAAAAAUCUCAAAUGUAUAUAAACUUUACGCAAAUGUUACAGAUGUGUUCAAUGUGUUAGACUGAAAUUUUUCCUGUGGAUAGAGAAAGUAAAAAGUUAAGAUUAUGUGAAGCAAAUAACAAAAUUUCACCAAAACAAGUCUUUAUUCAAGAAUCAACAAACCCCAAAUAACAACCUCAACCGUUUUUAAGCUAGAUACAUUAUUCUGCAUCUGUCGUUGUAGAUGAUUCGGUCGUAGUGUCAGUUUCGCACUCUUCCCUCGAGCAAACGUCAUUACAACAAUUUGUAUCAACUUCGCAUUCAACUUCUCCUGAGUCUGGCUC